Molecule: messenger RNA, 1088 nt
Organism: Lactuca sativa (garden lettuce)
Lineage: Eukaryota; Viridiplantae; Streptophyta; Magnoliopsida; Asterales; Asteraceae
Source: RefSeq, a predicted model, not a curated record
GAAGAAGAUGAAACCCAUUUCUUCUUCAGAAAUCAAGUACCCGAAGGAGGCGAUUUUGAUUAUCCCACAAAAAUUCAUAUAAUCCCCCAUCUUCAAAAUUUCAUCAAAAACUACGUCUUAUUCCUUUUCUGUAUGAGAUAAAGUUGUUGAAUUGUUGCUUUGGGUAUCGAAAGCGUUUCUAUUUAGGUUCGCACGGAGCACAAUUUCUCUACAUUUUCGAAGAACAAUCGAGCAGAUCUUUGUUUUUUAUAUAUGAAUCUGUAAAAUCUAGAGCUCGUAUUCCUGAGAAUUUUGGAUUUUAGAAAAAAAUUCUUUUGAUUGAUGGAGAAAAUAGAUAAAGGAGGAGGAUGUAAACAACAAGCAGAAACUACAACAGAUUUGUUUUUAAGAUGGGGUAAUAAGAAGAGACUUAGAUGUGUGAGAGUGAGAGAACCAGAUGAUACAGCCGACACAUCGUUUGCCGUUUCCGGCCGUCGUAGGAUUCGCCGGAAAAUCAACUCUCAUUUUGUUACUUUUAGUUCCGAUAAUGAGAAUAGAGAACCAUCUCUCCAACCACCAUCCACCCGUCUCACAAGGACGGCUGAGGCAUCGACGACUCUAAGAUCGGAAAGCAACCGGAAAUCGUCGUCGGAUAAAGAGGAUAAGUAUACGACGAGAGGGUGUGCGGCGGCGGGGAUGGUUGAGAAACCGAAAGUCUCCUCCCUAGACGGCGGCGGAGGAGUAGAUGAAGGUUGUUGUAAAAGCAAACAUGUAUGGCCAAAACUGUAUAUAGCGUUAACAAGCAAGGAGAAAGAAGAAGAUUUCAUGGCGAUGAAAGGUUGUAAGCUUCCUCAUAGACCUAAGAAAAGGGCCAAAAUCAUCCAACGAACUUUACUUUUGGUGAGUCCAGGGGCAUGGUUGACCGAUAUGUGCCAAGAGAGAUACGAGGUCAGAGAAAAGAAGAGUACGAAGAAGAAACCAACGGGAUUGAAGGCCAUGGGAAGUAUGGAGAGUGAUUCGGAAUGAUAUGUAUAUUGAUUAUGUGGUUAUUUUGGAUGAAUUUUUGUAUAUCUUUUGUUUUAAUUUUAAAUCUCAAAUGAAAUUUAUGA